AUUUAUAAUGCAUUUUGACAUUUGAAAAAAUUUACCAGGAAUGUACUUUAUCAUAUGGAUAGAUUUAAUUAGGCUUUGCAUUAAAAAGCAUUGUAUCUAAAUUUCAAAAAUUCUCAAGUUAGAUAUUCAAGUAAUAAAAACAUUUUAUCUAUUUAAAUAAGUUCUUGAAGUGUUUUUUGAUCAGAGCCAUGCAUUUCACAACCAAUAGCUUUUCUUCCUUUGUGUUACUAGCUCUUGCUGAUUUGGCCUACAAUAGGAUUUGCCUAUCAACAAACAAAGUGCAUUCUGGUCUUGCUUGGGUACUACAUUAGUGAACAAGAAAUAUUGUAACCAAACUACUCCAUAAUGCACCACAACCCAUCAACCGAUGAAGAAGUUGUGUACACCGGAAAUGACGUCUUUGGAAAUAAAGCGAUGAGAACCCCUCCCCCUGGCCCUAUUCCAGCUAGUCUAGUUCCACAGGAAGCCCACAGCCAGAACCCUUGAGCCGAAUACACCGGAUGGUUUGUUGAACUCGGAACGCUAAAAUAGGAAAAGAUCAAGGAAUAAAACUUUAUGCUGCGCCCAUUCUACAAACGCCAUGGACUAUUCUACGCUGUUUUAGUAAACCUAAACCUUAUUUCUAAUCUAAGUAUGGCUCACGAAAACUCGAUCAUCGCGAGUAGGUACCCAAGCGUCCACUCUGCUGGGAUCAGUGAAAUUCACGAUGUUCCUAUUCAUGUUAUUAUUCGUCCAAUUCCUUCAUCCCUCGACCAAGAAAAAGUUUCUUCUUUGAUGGAGACGAUUAAGGGCCAAAAUACCAAGUACCUCGUCCCACCCAUCGACGUGCUAUGGAUCAAAGGUAGACAAGGUGGUGAUUACUUCUAUUCCUUUGGUGGUUGUCAUAGAUAUGAAGCCUACAAAAGACUAGGACUUCCAACCAUACCAUGUAAACUUAUCCCUUCUACAAUUGAUAAUUUAAAGGUAUAUUUAGGAUCUUCAGUUCCUGACUUGAAGUAAUUUAAUUAACAUUAUAAAAAAUAAACUGUCUUGUAAAUUAUAAUAUCAAAUAUAUAUGUUCAUUCAAUGUUUGUUUCUACAUAUAUUUCAACAGCCAUGAUAUUUUAUCUGCCUUUAAAAUAUAAAUUUUCUUUUUGAACAUUAAUUUUGACCAAUAUUAUUUCUUUUCUUUUCCUUUUUUCAACUUACAAUAAUUGCAUGGAAUAACUAAACAGUUUGGAGUAUUUUUACGAAUAUUUUUUACAUUUAUACUUUCUGGAAAAAUUUAACAAUUCUAUAUCUACCAUAUCAUAAUUCGUAAUCCAGAAAUAUAAUGUCAAUUGCAUGUCUCUUAAUUCGUAUAAAUGUUCAAAACAUUCAAACUUUUCAACAGGUUUAAAUUUUUUUCUAAAAUAUUAUUAACUUAAUGCAACUUUUAUAAAUAAUAAUUAUUCUAAGCUGUUUUAUCUAUAGGCCAUUUGCAUGACGGCGUCCUUUUACUACCACUACCAAGAUGUUUUGCGAAUUUUCUUUCUUAUUCAAAUUUGUGUUUCCUCAUGAGAAUAGUGAGACAAUUGGUGCUAAUUAACUGAACAAAAGAAAGUGUGCAAGGGAUUCUGGUAGUGGUAGUAAAUGAUACUAUAAUGCAAGUAAUCUAUUGCCAAUACAAGAAUAAUUUACACAUUUCUAUUUGUUCAGUUAAUUAGCUUGACUUACUAUUCUCAUGAGGUCACAUAUGAUUUAAGAAAAAAAUCUAUAUUCUGGUUGUGAUAGGAUAAAUUUCUCUAACUGUCAAGGUUUUUAUAAUAAUUAUUGUUUCAUAUCGCAAGCAAGGUAUUAAAUAUAUAAAACUGUCAAUUGAACUGCAAAAAAACUAAAUGUGGCAUUAAGAAACCACACAAGGUAUACUGGACAUUAAUACUUAUGUAUGUCAGUGUUUGAGAAAAUGCAUUGAGCUUUGACAUUACAUUUCACUAUAAUGAUAUAUGCCAAGCUUAGGAUACAGACAAUAAUGCACCUCUGGUAUAUAUAUGUCAAGAGAUGAAAUAUUAUACAAAAUGAUCGUUUAGUAAUUCAUAAAAAACUUCAAAUGUCUUCCAUUGUUGUACAAAGGGAAAUGUUUUUUCUAUGAGUGUCAUUAAAGGAAUCAAUGUGAUAA
Molecule: messenger RNA, 2137 nt
Organism: Actinia tenebrosa (Australian red waratah sea anemone)
Lineage: Eukaryota; Metazoa; Cnidaria; Anthozoa; Actiniaria; Actiniidae
Product: sulfiredoxin-1
Biological process (GO): cellular response to oxidative stress
Cellular component (GO): cytoplasm
Molecular function (GO): sulfiredoxin activity
Source: RefSeq, a predicted model, not a curated record